This is a messenger RNA of Diatraea saccharalis (sugarcane borer), 3390 nucleotides long. The record is from the annotation of a GenBank genome assembly. NCBI's taxonomy places the organism in Eukaryota, Metazoa, Arthropoda, Insecta, Lepidoptera, Crambidae.
AUCAGCUAGCAGGUAUUUAUACAUAUGUGCGAAUCAGUGGAAAGUUCAAUUGAAAGUCCGACCCAGAAGUAGAAACAUCUUUUAAGAUGGAAAAACAUUUUGAAGACGGCGUGGAAUAUCCUAAGAAAAUGGAUAACAACGAUAAACUAGGCCACUUCAGACAUAGAUUUUAUCUGACUAAAGGAGUCAUCAACUUGUGUGGCAAUUCAUUAGGACUCGCUUCUAAAGACGCAGAAGAAUCGGCAAUGGUCAUGAUGGAGCAUUGGAAAGAGUAUGGUAUACGGAUAUGGGGUCUCGAAGGCAGUAAAUAUUAUCUGUAUUCAGAGUACCUAGCAGGGCUAAUGGCACCAAUUGUCGGAGCUGAGAAAGACGAAAUCGCCGUAAUAGGGAAUACCACAACAACAAUCCACCAAGCGAUAAGUACCUUGUACAAACCCACUAAAGAGAAGUACAAAAUAUUGGUGGACGAUAUAAAUUUCCCAACAGACAGAUACGCAGUAGACGGACAAGUAAGACUUAAAGGGUACGAUCCUAAGGAUGCAGUAAAAGUAGUGCCGGCUGUUGAUGGCAAAUUUUUUGAUGAAGAUAUGUUCAUAGAAGCGAUGACUGACGAUGUGGCUCUAAUUUUGCUACCCGCCGUCUACUACAGAACCGCUCAAGUCGUCGACAUGAAGAAAGUAACAGAAGCCGCAAAAAAGAGGAAUAUUAUAAUCGGAUGGGACUUGUGCCACGCUGUAGGAGCUAUAGAAAUAGACCUUAAUUCUCUAGACCCCGAUUUUGCCGUAUGGUGCACUUACAAAUAUUUGAACGGUGGCCCAGGUUCACCUGGAGCUAUAUACUGUAACAAAAGACAUUUCAAGACACUGCCAGGAUUAACCGGUUGGUUCGGCAGCAAGAACGAGACGCAGUUCCUACUGCGUCAAGAGUUCGAUCACAAACAAGAUGCCAGCGGCUGGCAAAUCGGUACUCCAGGACUAUUAUCGAUGGCUACAAUAGAAGGGGCUUUAAAGAUAAUUUUGCAAGCGGGCAUGGGAAACAUGAGGAAGAAAUCUUUGCAUAUAACUGCAUACUUCAUGUAUCUGAUUGAGAAAAAAUUGUCCUCGUAUGGAUUCACGAUAGGAAAUCUAAGAGAUGACAGUAAAAGGGGAGGACAUAUAUGUUUGGAACACGACGAGGGGUAUAGAAUUAGUUUAGCUUUGAUUGCCCGAGGUGUGAUAGGGGACUUCAGGGACCCCAAUGUGAUAAGACUGACACCGACCGCCUUGUAUACUAGCUACAUGGAGGUCUACCAAACUAUAGAUAUUCUUUUAGACAUCGUAAAAACUGAAAGUUAUAAGGAAUUUCAAGUGAGACGAAACUUGGUAGUCUAAUAGGUAUGUAGAAUUAUGGCAUCAUCACUGUUACCGUGGCCCGUCUGAUACGAAAAUUUUUAAAAUUCUUUCGCUUACGCUACGGGGUAACGUCGCAAAGUCAAAUUAAAGUAACUUUUUAUUAGUUAAGAGAGUGGUCUAUUUGCGGCUUAUAACGUUAUAUAAUAUUAUUUAUUGACCAAAUUAAAUCACGACUAUACUCAACGAAACCUGACGUAUGGAAUGUCACGAUUUCAUUUUAUUUGCUAAUUUUAAAAGACUAAUUCGUUUUUAAAAAGUAAAUAUGGGUUUUAUUUUAUAUAGCUUAAGAUUGAAACCACAAAUGUUUUGGUUUUCAUUGUAUUUUUAAAAUAAAAAUAGGCUUAAACUAUAAACAAUAGUUGCAAUGUGAUUAUUUCUAAAUCCUUUUUAUCUUUACAUCUCACUAUAUGCCAAACUUAUUUAUAUAUGUUUGAAACUUAAUCCGCGCUGCGUUUACACGCAAGUCUGGAUCCACAAAAAAUGUACUACACCCACAUUCUAUAGCGUAAACUUAUUUAUUUAAAAAUAAGUGACUUAGAACGUGAGUCGCAAUAGUUUACUGUACGCAUAUUUGCGCUUUCAAUGCUUUUUCGCGUUUUCAACUAUUCUUAAACCGCGUGCGCAUAAACGCAGUAUGUCCUAAGCCUUAGAACUAGCUAUAUCCAGUUUAUAUUAUUAUUAGAUAAUUUAAAAAAAAAAUAUUUUACUACUUUUAUAAUAUAAAUAUAAAAAAACAAAUCAAAAACGCAUAAAAAUAUAUCAAAGAUUUGUUUAUUUAUUAAGUGAAUAUAUUAUACUCAAAUAAUUCUGUAUCGUAUAAAUAAUUAAUAAUAAUCUAAUAAUUGUUUUAUUGCACAAAACGACAAAUUAAUCGCAAUAACUUAAGUUACACAUUAUAGUAUAGCAGGAUAUAUAUAUAUUAUAUUUAUAUUUCACAUGAAUAGACUUGAAUAAAAAAAAAUAAUAUAUUGAUAAAAAAAAAACUGGACCUACAGAUAGCCCUAGGUGUAAUUGUAUAGGUGAAUUUAAUAAUCACACCACAACUUUACAAUUACACAAGAGUAAUAACAUAAUAAUAACCAGUGCUGACCGAUAUUUAUAAAAAAAAUACACCGUUGGCAUCAUUUCUCGUACAACUUAUUUAUAAGAAUGGAAAUAAAUGUCAAAGAAAACUAACUUUAUUAAGACUUAAAAUUUAUUAAACUCUUUUAAUUAUUAUAAUUAUUUUUAAAUUAUUUACAGUAAUUUACAUCACAACAGUAAUGUUGUAUUGUGGUCGUAUAGACUACAACAUUGUUAUUUUUACAUUUUUCAACAUAUUCUAAUACGAGGAACUAAUGAAAUGUCUACAAAAAUGUACCAAAUAAUGUCACUGUUCGAAUUCAUGAUUGCAGAACACGCUUACUUAAUUUUGUCCACGAAAUAUAUUUGUCUAUUUUUGCUAAAUUUCAAUAUAUGCUUACAAAUUACUAAAAUGCAAUCGUGAACAGCCGAGUUGGCACAUUUCCUAGAAAUGUGAACUGGACCUAAAUCACUAGAGCUAGAUGAAUCUUAUUACAAGCCGAACCACGAGUGAUAAGCGCUACAGAAAAGGGAGGGGAUAGUGGCGCAGUCAGAAACGAACGUACCUAUCUCGCAUGGAAUUUUAUGUAACAAUCGAUCAGCUGUUUAUCAGAAUGUCCAUACUUUUCCAAACUUUUUGCCAAAUAGGAUUAAAAAUGUUACUUCUGCGCAUACAAAGCACUCCCCACUCGUGGCACGACCCGCGCCGAUACCUGACGCUAUCGACAAAGUCACCGAAUACAGUUCUAUUUUAAAUUAAAUCUGAUUUCGCAGUCGCCGUGUUCUCAGAACGCUUUUUUGAUGCUUGUGUUCAAGCAAUAAGACACUUACGACCGGUUCCUGAACUGAGAAAAGUAUAAAUCUCAAUAACUUGAUUUUUUUUACUUUUGACAGUGAAAAAAGUCGUAGUUUUUAUAAAACUACUAUCAACUGAUCA